Molecule: messenger RNA, 3055 nt
Organism: Solanum dulcamara
Lineage: Eukaryota; Viridiplantae; Streptophyta; Magnoliopsida; Solanales; Solanaceae
Product: DEAD-box ATP-dependent RNA helicase 32-like
Exons: 13
Coding region: 1-2904 (967 amino acids)
Biological process (GO): DNA integration; rRNA processing
Cellular component (GO): nucleus
Molecular function (GO): ATP binding; nucleic acid binding
Source: RefSeq, a predicted model, not a curated record
AUGGCUCGUGGUAACAAACAUCAUGGUCUAUACUGGACUACGACUUCUACUUGUGCCAAUAUGGUGAAUGCAGUUGAAAGCGAUAACUCUUCAACAUUAUGGCACAAGAGGCUUAGCCACAUCAGUGAGAAAGGACUUAAUGUUUUGGCCAAGAAGAAAUUGUUGUUAGAUUUCCAAAGUGCAAAAAUUAGAAAAGCUACAGUUGAAAGAGAAACUACAAAGAAACUAAAAUGUAUUCGUACAGAUAAUGGUGGUGAAUAUUGUGGAUCAUUUGACGAAUACUGCAUGCAUCAAGGUAUUAGACACCAGGAGACUCCUCCUACGACUCCUCAUCUUAAUAGGUUGGCUGAGAGGAUGAACAGAACCUUGAUGGAAAAAGUUAGAUGUUUGCUUUCUGAAGCAAAGUUGCCGAACUCCUUUUGGGGUGAAGCCUUAUUGGCUGAUGCACAUGUUAUUAACUUAUCUCUUGCUGUUGUUUGCAAUGUGAUGUUCCAAAUAGAGUUUGGUAUGACAAAGAUGCUAUAUGAUCCAAUUGAGAAGAAGCUUGUGAGAAGCCGCGGUAUCGUCUUUAUGGAAAAUCAAACCAUUAAAGAUAUUGACAAAGCGGAAAAGCUAAAAUCUUCAAGUUCUGAUGGCGUAGUCCAUUUUGAUCAAGUUCCUCAUACAAUGUGCAUGAUGUUGAUGGUUGUGGAAGAAGCAAAUAAUCCUCUUAGGAGGUCCACAAGACAACACAUUCCUUCAUCCAACUAUUCACCUAAUGAGUAUGUGCUACUCGCUGACGAGUUGAACCAGAGUCCUAAGGGAAUGAGAGAUUUGAAGAACAAGUGGGUAUUCAAAGUUAAAGUUGAAGAACACAGCUUGAAGCCCAGUAGUGCAGGCAUUCAGUUUGGAUAUGGUAUGAAUGUUGGCUUCACAAUGUAUGAGCGUCUGUUAGAUAGCUCUUAUUCAUGCGAAUCAGCCCCUUGUUAUUUCUUGACAAAAGAACGUAGAUGUCCAAUCUCUUAUGUGGUUGCUGCUUCGAUUUAUUUCUUGGUGCUAGAGAAAUUGUAUAAAGCUCGAUGGGGACCAGAGGAUGUUGUUGGAUGCAUCAUAAUGUCUCCCACAAGGGAGUUAGCGGGUCAACUUUUCGAAGUACUUAAAUCUGUUGGGAAGCAUCAUGGCUUUAGUGCUGGCCUUCUGAUUGGUGGCCGCAAAGAUGUUGACGCUGAAAAAGAGCAUGUUAAUGUACUUAACAUCCUGGUCUGUACUCCUGGCCGACCUCUUCAGCAUAUGGAUGAGACACCAAAUUUUGAUUGUUCACAACUUCAGGUUUUAGUUCUGGAGGAAUCAGAUCGUAUUCUUGAUGUGGGGUUUAAGAGGGAAUUAAAUGCAAUCAUUUCACAAUUGCCUAAACAUAGGCAGACCUUGUUGUUUUCAGCAACCCAGACGAAGUCUGUUCAAGAUCUGGCAAGGCUCAGUCUGAAAGACCCUGAAUAUUUGGGUGUACAUGAGGAGUCUGAUACUGCGACUCCCAACCGCUUGCAACAAACAGCAAUGCUUGUUCCUCUUGAUAAGAAAUUUGACAUGUUGUGGAGUUUUAUAAAGGCACAUCUUAAUUCAAGGAUAUUGGUUUUCCUAUCAAGCUGCAAGCAGGUAAAAUUUGUUUUUGAAACUUUCAAAAAACUCCGUCCUGGGAUUCCCCUCAAGUGUCUUCAUGGAAGGAUGAAGCAAGAUAAAAGGAUGGGAAUUUAUUCCCAAUUUUGUGAACAACGUUCUGUUCUGUUCUCCACUGAUGUUGCUUCGAGGGGACUUGAUUUUAAUAAGGCAGUUGAUUGGGUUGUCCAGGUGGACUGUCCUGAAGAUUGUGCUGCUUACAUACACAGAGUUGGCCGCACUGCUCGUUACUUUUCAGGCGAAAGAUCUGUUUUAUUUGUGAUGCCAUCUGAAGUGAAGAUGCUUGAAAAGUUGGAAGAGAAAAAGAUUCCCCUUCGAGUUAUCAAGGCAAAUGAAAAGAGGAUACAGUCUGUCUCGGAUCUUCUUGCUUCUUUAUUGGUCAAGUACCCUGAUCUACAGCAUCUGUCUCAAAGGGCUUUCGUGACAUAUUUGAAGUCCAUACACAAACAGAGAGAUAAAGAGACACUUGAUGUUACAAAACUUCCUAUUGAUGAAUUCUCUGCUUCAUUGGGUCUUCCUAUGACCCCCAAAAUCCGAUUUCUGAAACAGAAACUCAAAGGGAAGACAGAGUCUGAAGCAUUAUCUCUCAUACGGGAGAACACAAUUAAUGAUAAUUUGUUGGAAUUUCCAAUUAAGGAGCCAGAAUUUCCAAAUAAGGAUCCAGAUACAGGUAAAUCAGAUGUAGAGGAAGUGGAUGAAGACAUCCUUCUAGCUAAGGAGACGCAAGGAGUUGGAGAAAAUAUUAACAGCAAAGAGGAUGACAUGCUGGCCACUAGAGUUACGAAUAAAAAGAAACUAAAGAUCAAUGUCCAUAGACCAGUAGGGACAAGGGUUGUGUUUGAUGAGGAAGGGAACACCUUACCUCCUCUUGCAAGAUUAGCAGCCUCAAGCAGUGGUGCAGACGCUGUUCAGCUCAACAAAGAAAAAGUAAAUCAGAGAUAUGCUGAGUUAAGAAAGAACUUGAAGGUGGCCGACAAGGAAGACAAGGAUUUGGACGAAAAACGAAUCAAGGAGAAGAUGAAGAACAAGAGAGGGAGAGAGGAGGAUGAAGAUGAAGAACUCUCUGGGUCAGACAUGGAAAUCCCCAGAGGUAGAGUCGACAAGAAAACAAAGGUUUAUUUUGACAGUGACAACGAGGAUGGCGAGAGGACAGGGCACAUGUCUAAAAAGGAGGGUAUUGCUGCUGAUGCUAUAUCUUUGGCAGAACAAGAAGAACUGGCUCUGAAGUUGCUAAAUUCCAUGCACUCAUAAUGGAACAACAUUUUGGUAGCUGUAGUUUAUGUUAUUCUCAGAAGCAAUGCUGUUAUAAUAGUACCUUGAAUAGGUAGAAAUCAUUGGGUCACUUACGAGGCAAACAUGAAGAUGAUUAGCUUAUAUGCAGUUGCUUUCAUGCACAGUUUAA